GAGGGGUCUGUGCGCGUGCGCCGUGGGGCGGCCGGGGACGCCGCGCGUGCGCGUUUGGGCCGGCGGCGAGCGCGCUCGGGAGCACCGGGAAGGCGGUGCGUGUGUCCGUCGGUCCGUCCGGGAGUGUGCGCCCCGCCGGGUCCGGCCCUCAGCCUGCCCGCCGGGGGCACGCCUGCCGCCCGCUGCCGCCGCGACACGGGCAGCGACGCGAGGAGCCGCCAGGAUGAAGCUGGUGAGGAAGGACCUGGAGAAGGAUAAUGCGGGGCAGGUGACGCUGAUCCCUGAGGAGCCUGAGGACAUGUGGCACACCUACAACCUGCUACAGGUGGGUGACAGCCUGCGCGCCUCCACCAUCCGCAAGGUUCAGACCGAGUCGUCCACGGGCAGCGUGGGCAGCAACCGCGUCCGCACCACCCUCACCCUCUGCGUGGAGACCAUCGACUUCGACUCUCAGGCCUGCCAGCUGCGGGUUAAGGGCACGAACAUCCAGGAGAACGAGUACGUGAAGAUGGGCGCCUACCACACCAUCGAGCUGGAGCCCAACCGUCAGUUCACCCUGGCCAAGAAGCAGUGGGACAGCGUGGUGCUGGAGCGCAUCGAGCAGGCCUGCGACCCGGCCUGGAGCGCCGAUGUGGCGGCCGUGGUCAUGCAGGAGGGGCUGGCUCAUGUCUGCCUGGUCACCCCGAGCAUGACGCUGACUCGAGCCAAGGUGGAGGUGAACAUCCCCCGCAAGCGGAAAGGGAACUGCAGUCAGCACGACCGGGCUUUGGAGAGGUUUUACGAGCAGGUGGUGCAAGCCAUCCAGAGGCAUAUCAACUUUGAGGUGGUGAAGUGUGUACUGGUGGCUAGCCCAGGCUUCGUGCGGGAGCAGUUUUGUGACUACAUGUUCCAGCAGGCAGUGAAGACUGAUAACAAACUUCUGCUGGAGAACAGGUCCAAGUUCUUACAGGUCCACUCUUCCUCAGGACAUAAAUAUGCACUGAAGGAGGCACUCUGCGACCCAGCUGUAACUAGCCGUCUUUCUGACACUAAGGCGGCUGGUGAGGUCAAAGCCUUAGAUGACUUCUAUAAAAUGCUGCAGCAUGAGCCUGACCGGGCUUUUUAUGGCCUGAAACAUGUGGAAAAGGCCAAUGAAGCCAUGGCCAUUGAUACCCUGCUGAUCAGUGAUGAGCUUUUUCGGCACCAGGAUGUGGCUACACGUUCCCGAUAUGUUAAACUGGUAGAUAGCGUACGGGAGAACAUGGGCACAGUGCGCAUUUUCUCCAGCCUCCAUGUGUCUGGAGAGCAGCUGGGCCAGCUGACAGGGGUGGCAGCUAUCCUGCGCUUUCCAGUUGCUGAGCUCUCUGACCAGGAAGAUGAAUCUAGCUCUGAAGAGGAUUGAUAACAGUGACUUCAUUCCACAGUUUCUUUUCACUGUCAUGUUGAAGUGACAUUAAAGGUCCUCCUGACCUGAAUACUGUGUGCACAUGUACCAUGACAUGUAAUUAAAAAGGUUUAAUAGUAAACAUAUACAUGCAUAUAUAUAGCUUUACGUAGCACACUACUUGAUAUCUGAUGUAUGGUAAUAAUUAUUGGUAUGCUGUGCUGAGCUGACUGUUUUUGCAGUUCCGGACCACCAGCAGUACAAGAAACUAAUUUGGCUCCCCAGUGCUGGUUGGUCUGCAUGUUAAGGCAGACUGCCAACUUAUGUGAAAUGUGUAGGAAAAAAUAGUAAGCUAACAGGGAGAAAUUCAUGUUAGACUAUUUCUGUUCAAAUGCUUGAAAAGAGUAUUGCAAAACAAAUGCAAACUUCUUGGGAGACUUGUCAAAAUUGUGCUCGAUCUUCAUAGGUGCUCCCUGUUCUCUGUAAGGUGUGUCAAAGGAAUAGGAUCAAUAUCAAUUUUUAGGGCUUUGUGUGGUGGUGUAAGUCUAACCACUUAAAUAUUUCUGUGAAACACUUGAAGCAGUCUUUCAGCAAUGAGACCCUUUAUCUUAACCAUUACUUUACAUUUCUUUGCUAACACAGUAGUAGAUGCAGGACAAAUGGUGACUCACAGUGCACCCAUUUAGUUAUCUUUUUGAAUACUGUACCUUGGGAGAUUGUACUGAAGACUAACAAGGAGUCAUUGACUAUAUUCUGCUAAAUUGGCAUUUAGUAUCCAGUUCAGAGAAAGUAUAGGAAAAAACUUAGAAAAUCGGGACUUUAGUUUACACAAAGAAUCUUUUGGUAGCAAAUAGUUUAGGUAACUUCAUAAGCUGGUAUUCUGUUUGCAUAACUCUGUAAAAACAUACAUAAAUGGUGAUACAGAAAUAAAAAUGACAAAAUUAUGAAUCAAACUUGAGCUUAAGAUAGUGGCAACUGCAAAAGUGAAAAUUACCUUUUCAAUUAUUUGAUCAGCUCAAAGUACUGAGAGCCAGAAGGAGUUUUAUUUCUUCAGUGGGCCAUACAUCUUACACUGAGGAAGCAAAAACUGCUUUCAGAUUCAGACAUAACCUGUGGUUGUAUUGUUUCAAACCAAGGUUUGGUGAUGUGGCUUUUGUGUGUAAAUAGACUUUUUACUCUUAUAAAUGUGAUGGAAGGUGAGAACAGGAACCAUAGAAGAAUUCUGUGACAUGGAAACUAUUGUAAGAGUGGAACAUUAAAAAAUAAAACCACCAAAGCUCCUAGUCUGGGGAGAAUAAAAACUAUUUUUCUAAAACUAAGGCUAGUCCCCUAUGUUCAUGAGUGCCAAUCCUCUGAAUUUAAUACUGUCUAUUGGAAACAAACUUCUUGAUAGAGAAGUACUUUUGAAUUAAAGCCAUCUCCCCUCUUCCACAUCAUCCACACAGUCUAAGAAAUUCUUGAAAAGAACUUAAAGUAGACCUGUAACAAUUUGAUUCUACUUUUGUUGAAGACAAGCAAAGCCCAUUGAGAUACUUGUUUACAGUCAGCUUGCACACAUAAAUUAUGUUAUUUGAGCUUUACAUUUUUUCUUGAAUGGUGUUGGGUGCCACAAGUCACAGAAUGCUCAGGUAGGCUUUAUUUAGUAGUUAAGACUGCUUAAAAUAAUUAAUUUUUUUCUAAUUUGCCUAAGUUUAUCAUACACUUUUUAGCUAGAAAGCACCUUGAUUCCUGUUAUGUCUAGUUUAAUGUUAAAAACAGGAAGCAGAAGAAAUUGACCUGGAAAUACUAACUAUAGGCAGCAAAUUAGGGCCUUAAAUAAACUCAUAUCUAAACAAGUCAUUAAUUUCUCCAAGCUUUUAUAAUAUAGGAUGAUAUAGCAGCAUAUUCCCAUUUUCUAAGUAGUGCAAAUUUGUUGCAACUGUACACAAAUGACAUAUUUUAAUUUGUAGUGUACCACAAAUUCUUAGUUUUUCUCAGAAAACUCUCCAAGAGACAAAUCAAACUGUUCUUUGUUUGUGGGAUGGAUUGCUGUUUUAUCAAACCAGAUUGGAUCCAAUUAUUCCAUUGCAAACCAGAAAUUAUUAAGAGUUUUGCUGAGUAUUACAUGAUUAAAAUGAUGGGUUUGUGUUUUGUGCCUGUAGUUACCAUCAAGGAAAAGAAGUAGCCAUUUUGUUGCAAUUUUGGUUUUUUUUUGUUUCAUCUGCUAAGAAAAUGUGAUGAUAGUAAUUCUUUUAAUUAUUUAUACUUAGAAUUAAAAUUCUGCCUUGACUUUA
Taeniopygia guttata (zebra finch) is the source of this 3636-nucleotide messenger RNA. RefSeq names its product pelota mRNA surveillance and ribosome rescue factor (gene PELO). Gene Ontology annotation, biological process: RNA surveillance; nonfunctional rRNA decay; nuclear-transcribed mRNA catabolic process, non-stop decay. The record is from RefSeq and is a predicted model, not a curated record. NCBI's taxonomy places the organism in Eukaryota, Metazoa, Chordata, Aves, Passeriformes, Estrildidae. Gene Ontology annotation, cellular component: cytoplasm.